GGUAAGUAAAGUUUAUAAUGAUUUUGUGCCUGCACUUUUCAGGAUCAGUAAACAAGUGCUCUUAGUCGGUACUGUGCAGCAUCACACACAGUACAAUGAAGUUUUUUAAAGUCUUAACGGUGUUGUUUUUAGUUGCGGGUAUCGGGAGUGUGUCUACCGCAAAAGUUCCAUCCGUAUUCGGUGUGUUUUUUUCGAAUACGAACACGAAAAAUCAAAUACAGGAUAAUAGUGUGCCGGAAAAAGACGCCAAAUCGGAUUACUCAGUGAUUGAAGAUGAAUUUACGAAGUUGCGUAUUGAGUACAUCAAGAAUCAAAUACUCAAGAAGCUCCGUCUUAAGGAAAAACCUACUAUCACUAUAUCUGAACUGCCUAAACCUGUGAAAGAAUAUGAAAACCUUCUACCCAGCCAAGACAUGAAUCUACAAAGUAGUUAUUCCGAUGAUUUUUAUGGAAAAACCACACAAGCCAUCAUAUUCCCCUACGAAGAUGAGGCGCGUUGCUCUAAAACCAUCCGUUUUCCUUCUGCCUGUCUUCCGUUCCAAAUGCCAAAUGACAUUCACACAUCUGAAGUCGCUAGUGCAGAGUUAUGGUUCCAUAAGGAGAAAGAUUUCUUGGACGAGCACAAUCAGACUUUUGUCAUAUAUGAAGUGGCUCACUGGGAUACUAAAAAGAGCUUCCAGAAAACUACCCCCAUCGCUAUCCAAGAGACUAGUCUUACCGAGGGAUGGUUAAAAAUUGAUGUGACCUAUGUCGUCAAAAACUGGCUGGAUUUCCUGGAGUCUCCCGUGCAUGCUAUUAAUGUGGUGUGCAAAACAUGCGAUAUGGAGAAAAACCAAUCACCAAUAUCAUUUACCAGUGAGCUCAAACCAUUCUUGGUUAUAUACACCCACUCCCAACAAAGAAGGACGAUGACCCACAGAAGGCAGAAAAGAUACACCAACUGUGAUUCUGGUAUAACGGAAUGUUGCAGGGAAAGUCUUUACAUUUCCUUUACUGAGAUCGGAUGGGACGAUUGGAUAAUAAAGCCUGAGGGGUACAAUGCGUAUUUCUGCAAGGGGUCUUGUACGACAGCCGCAGCUAUGACACUUAGUGCCUCACAACAUAACAGUAUACUUCAGAAAGUUAUGAAAGGUCACGAAAAACGCAGGAUUGCAGGACCAGAAAUUACACCGUGUUGCGCAGCGAAACAGUUUCAACCCCUGCAGCUUGUAUAUAUGCACAGCAAUAAGACGUUAACCACGAAACUAUUAUCAAAUAUGAUAGUGGAAAGUUGUGGGUGCAUGUAACCAAACGAAAAACGUGAUAACUUUUGACAGUAUUGUGACUAUAGUGAUAUCUGAAUAUCCCAGUGAAAACAAGUUUUUGUGACGAGGUAGAAGAAGAGUAGUUCAGUUGAAAGUUACAAGUUUUUCGUAAAAAUUUCAAAGAAGAAGAACGUAUUCGACAUUUAACAGUGCAUCUUAAACGAAUUGGCAAAAUAACUAAAAUCACAAGGAAUCUUUUAAAGUUAUUGAAAACAGUUAAUAUAAUAAAAAUAAUAUAAUUAACAAUAUAACAAUAUAGUUGUUAUUGAGUUAUUAUCAGGAAGAUGUUUUCUUUUUUUAGUAAUCCCAACAAUAACUUUAAAAUUCCUUAAUAGUAUCUCAUAUUAUGGCAGAUAAUAACGUACGUGCUUAUAUUUGAGGUGUUCAUGUUACAUUAGUAUGAUGUUGCGCCGUUAUUUUUUCUGGUUCACUCCGUCUUGUGCAUUUGCACAUUUAAGUACAUUUUAAACUAAAUAACUCUGUGCUGGACUGUCUUGAAACAUUUUAAAUUUUUGAGAAUGUUCUAGAAAAGUCAGCUUUAACGCCUGCGGCACCGUGAAAUCUGUUAAGGGGCUCUGAAGGAAUUGAAAUUGUACUCCCUAAAUGUUUCAGGUGCAUCUAAAAUUCCCAAGGCAAACUGUGAUGCUAUAGGAAUUGGCUGGUAUGUUCUAUUGAUCUCUAGAAGACGGGCUAAAUAUGAAAAAAUGACGGCGUGAUAUCACGACUUAUCGUAUUCAAAAUGUGUCUCAGGGAGUUUCAGGUAUAAAAAGUUGAUACUUUGUAUCUACUAUACUUUCGAUUUUGUGAAAGUUGCCUUUAGACUUUUUAAUUUAAAAAGUGUGAAAGUUUCGAAAUGAAAGAUAUUUCAAAUUUUAACUAUGUGUAAUAGUUAGUAAUGUCAAAUGCAAUGUAGUUUUAGUAAAAAAAUGUGUUCUUUCAAGUGAGUGUGAUAUUAGAGUAAUUGCUAGAAUAUUAUUUAAUUUAUUUUUGUUGUAUGAAUGUUCGUUAGUUAGUAAUAGUUAUUUAUUUAAUAGGCUUAGUACCGUAUUUUUAUAUAUUACAUAUUAAAACAUUUGUUUUUACAUAACAAAUAAAAAAAAUUUAAUUAA
This is a messenger RNA of Diabrotica balteata, 2413 nucleotides long. Lineage: Eukaryota; Metazoa; Arthropoda; Insecta; Coleoptera; Chrysomelidae. The record is from the annotation of a GenBank genome assembly.